UGACCACUGAGCAGCCGGCACCUCAUUCGGGGCGUCCAUGCCACGAUGGAGCCCCGAUUGCUUGUCUGGCAAUUGCGAACGUCCCCAGUUUUUCACGGCCAAUGAAGCAUGCCAUUGAAGCAGCCGGGCGGGCCAGGGCCAAGCGAAUCUCGGCCUGGGAGGGAAGCAUUUGGUUUUUUUCCCUUUUCUGAUGUUUCUGCGACUCAUUCCUACCGACCCCCCACUCCCGUCCCUCCUUCUUGCAGGUUGCGAGACUUGUUCAACACCCGGCCUCGCUGUCCCUCCCGACGACCCCAGCGUCAUGUCAUGGCUCUCCUGGACGUCGCUGGUGCCCACCCUUCUUAUCAUCUCCGCCAGUCUCGCCUGGUGGUUCACCGAACCUAAGAACGCCCGCAUUAACCUAAUCGCUGCCGCUGGCGCCGCCCUCUUCUGCUGGGCUGUCGCUCCCGAGUUGUGUCGCGAUCUCUCCUACUCGGUCUACGCCCUGACCGUCGACGCCGUCGCCGCCCUCCGUCUCGAGCUUAUCAUCCUGAGGAAUGCGAAGAUGUUGGUAACGGGCGUUGCUGUUGUUUGGCUGGCUCGGAGAGCGUGGCAGACCUUAUGGAAGCCGGUCCCCGAGCUGAUCAACAUCCUCGGCGUCGAUGUCCCCGAUCCACCCGACGUGUCGCUAGCCGAUAUCCGAGCCGACGCCGCCACCGUGAACUGGACGCGCGCACCGGCGAACCGGUCCGUACAGAAGUUUCUGAUCCAGGUGAACGGCGUGGUUGUGGGAGAGGUCGCUGCAAACCAGGAACCCGCCAUCGUUGUGAGUGGCCUGAAGCCAGAUCAUUUCUACAAUGUGCGCGUGAUUGCCGUCGGCUCCAACAACUUCCAAGCCGGCAGCCGGGUCAUCCGGCUGAGGACGUUUGCCCGCGAUGGACGACCACAGCUUGGGAAUUCGCGACUCCCAUCUAAUUUUAUUCCGGAGGAGCCGCGGGCCUCUACAUCCAACGACAUGGGCGACGACGCUGGAGGGGGUCGCAGUCCCUUCCCUGCAUUGGAGAUCCCAACGGUCCAGGAACCGACUAUCUCACCUGUCAGGGAUAUGAAUUCUGCGGGUGGUCCAGGGCCACGACGGAAUACGGUUACGCGUAAGCAUUCGCCAUCCACUACGAGCCUCGACCAGCCGAUACGGGAAGAAGUCAACGCGGAUCCCAAACAAAUCCUACCGGUGCUCACAGAAAAAUUUGAGAGCAUCCGGAAGGAAACGGAAGACGUGUUGGCGUUAAUUGCUAGAGAAGAGGGCGAUAAUAGGCUGUUAAUGGGGGAAUUGGAAACGGAAAAGCGAGGGAAGCGGAAGGAACAGAAAAAGAAGGAGGAACAGACGGAAAGGCUGAAGAAGGAUGUGCACGCAACCGACCGGGCAAUGCGUAACGCCAUGCAACGCAAAGCGCAGAAGGAGAAGGCCCUCAAAGAGAAGCAAAAUGAGCGGACCAAAUUCCACGACAACAUCGCCAAGUGGGAGAAGGGUGUGGAGGAGCUACACAAGGAGCGAGAGAAGUUUGGCCAGCAGGUGACGGAGCUGGAGGAAGACCGGGACAAGAAGGUCGAACAGUCUCGGGAGGAGAAUGGUGAUCUACAAGCCGAAUGCUCGCGCUUGGAGGCAGAGUUAAAGGAGAGGAGAGAUCAGGUGAAGGAGCUAGAAGAGGCUCGGAAAAUGCUUCCGGGCGGGGACGAGGAUGGUGAAUGGCGCGAGAAGAUCACCGAGGAGCGGCGAGAGUGGUACAGGACCGGCACGGGUCGGGAAUUACAGGAGAUUUCCGCAAUCGAGGCGAAGCGUGGGCGCGCUUUGGACGAGCAAGUUCGCGCGCUCAGUGUCCAGGUGCAGCACAUCCCGCAUACCAACUUUGGCGGUCUGUACAGCCAUCCCAAUGCGUCCGGCAUGGAGUUUGAUCCCGCAGCGAUCACUCACUUAAACCAACGAAGCCGGGCGGGCAAUUCGAUCUCCAGCGUCUCCGUCCCGGCACAGCUGCCACCAUAUCCUCAAAUCGAUCAGGCGAUUGCGGCUCCUGCUGGCUUUGCCAGCUCGCGCUCUGCGAACGCCCCGCCCGGCUUCGCCCCGGGACCGUUUAUGGACCACUCUGAGCUCAGCCGCUUGGAUGAGCUAGGCUUAAGAACUGCCCCGCUCAGUCCAUCAGCCACCGCUCUUUUGCCAUCCAACCUCAUGGCGGAUAUUGACGACGAUGACCCCAGCCCGGUUUCCAGGUUUGGGCCGGACCCCUAUUUCCCGCCACAGCGGGCCUCCCCCGAGAACGACCCGCAGUCGCCCGCAUCCUCAGGAAGAUCGUUCAGCAUCUUCACAAGCCCACACGGUUCUUCGAGCAACCUUCCCUUUCCUCCUUUCCAGAACGAGACUUCGGAUCGCAUGUCGCUCAAUGCCGCCGCCACAGCUCCGUCUCCCGUCGCGACAGAACCCCCACCGAACAAGCUGAGCUCUUUCUUCCCUUUCCCACGGUCGAGGCCCGCCAAAGUCUCAGAGUCGGAAGGGCUAGGCGGCCUUCCGUUUGGUAGCCUCAAAUCCGGACAGAGCCAGUCGUUCCCGAGACAGGAGGACGACCCGAAUAGCCUGAUGAACAAGCGACGGAGCUGGGGUGUGUUCAACCGUAACUCGGUGGGCCCCGAGAUCACCGAGGGACAUGCGACGCAUUCCCGCAUGUUUUCCAGGAAUCUCAAUCCCUUUUCUAGCUCGCAUCGCGCCCCGGGUGGCUUGUUUCCGGAGAGGGACAAAGGCAGCCCACGCCCCGAGAGCAUCGCGUCUGCCGAGCUCCCUCGGCCGUCCACGGAUUCCGGCUCGAUUUGGGGGCCGCAGCCAGGCGACGCGGCGACAUUGGGGAAGCCCAGUCGCCUGUGGUCGCCCGACGCAUGGUCUAGGAACCCAUCCCGACGUCCAUCUCUCCACGGGUCGCCAUCGGCCCUGAAGACAACGCUCGCAUCGGCGGAUGAUGAGAUUCUCGGCGAGGAGAUGCUACCAAACGUCAACGAAGUGGGGGUAAUAGGCAGCCGCCCACCGAUGCAGUCCAAGAUCCCCCGCCUCAACCCCAAUGCGCCAGCGUUCAACAUCACCGCGUUCUUCAAGUCCAAACCCGACAAGGAAAAGGACAAGGAGAACAAGGAGAAGACCAAGGCCGAGAAGAAGGACAAGUCCAAAGCGAAGGAAUCCAAGGAGAAGUGCAAGAACGGUGAUGCGUCAGCAACGCCCGAGGUGCCGCAGGUCCCGACUUUCGACUUGGAAUCUCCACCGGAGUCACGUAUGUCUCGGGAUGGGUAUUCGGUACACACGCAGACGUCAGUUUCCGAAUCGCGGGACUCGCUCUCCCUGGAUCAGCCCUUCUCCAACGCGGGUUCGGAGCCCACCAGCGCGGGGCUGUCGAGCAGCUUCAAGGACGAUAAUGUGGUUCGCAAGCUGUUCCGAAAGGGCAGCUCGAGCAAGUUCAGCAUCGCCGGGCGGCUCGGCGGCAAGGAGUCGGGCCUGUUUAAGAAGGGCCCCAGCAGCACGGCCAGCGGCGGCGCCUCGGAAAAGGGGACCUCGAUAGAGCGAUCCAGCAUCGGCGACUUUGAGGACAUUGCCGACGAGGCGCUGAACCCGGCCUUCCUUGGGCGCAGUUACGAUAGCAUCACGAGCAGUCCCAGUCUGGCACCCGCGGUGACCGCCACCAAGAGCAAGGAGAUUAAGGCACCCUCGCGCUGGCUGAGCAACUUUGGCAAGAAGGGCAAGAAGGAAAAAGAGAGCUUGGACUUGGACAGAUCGCAGGUCUCGGAGCUCGACGGCCUCGCAGAGGAGAGCCACAAGUGAAAGGGGUAGUUAGGGGGUAGUUAAUGGAUGGCGUUGUAGGGUCUAUGCUACAGAGGUACAUAUGUCAGAGUGUAGAACCUUUGCAUAGACCUGCUGCAUAUAGUGGUACUUAGGUAGCUACUGCUCAAUAGACAGCGAGCAGCGUGGGCAU
Molecule: messenger RNA, 3983 nt
Organism: Chaetomium fimeti
Lineage: Eukaryota; Fungi; Ascomycota; Sordariomycetes; Sordariales; Chaetomiaceae
Exons: 3
Coding region: 191-3832 (1213 amino acids)
Molecular function (GO): protein binding
Source: RefSeq, a predicted model, not a curated record